AGUCGCCAUUUUCUCACAUAAAAUGCGCAAAUAUGACUUUAUCAUUAGUUAAUACAGCGACGCUUGUCAUUUUAGCGUCAAUGUCCAUUGUAUUUGCCGAUAAUGACAAGAGUCUGAUUUUAUCGACAAAAAAUGUCAAGGCAGACGUAACAUCGGACGAUAUCUUCACAGAUUUCGAGGAUAACCGCAUAAGCAUCCUGGUACUGUCCUCGUUGAACGGCAAUGACGGCGGGAGUAACGUCGCCCUUAAUGCAAGGAGUUUCGCUCCACUCAAUUUGGAGAAUUCCGUCACCAUCGAUGAGAACUGCGUUCUGCUAUGCGAGACGAUCAAGAGAAUAAAGAGAUCUGUGAGCCUAAACACCAUCAAGGCCCCUGAGUCCAUAGGCCUUGUCUCCAAGGGUCUAUGGCUAUACACUCCCUCAAUAGACCAAAAGGCUGUGGCUGAAUUUGGAGGGCUCUUCGCCAAGGCUAAAAAGGAUAACCAGAUUACAUUUGUGGCCACAACUUGCAGCUGGAAUGGUUUAAUGGAACCAGAAAAACGAAAACAAAAGAACGAGAAUGAGGUUGAGAUUAGGACUACUCCAGUUAUAGUACAACAGAUUUCAGUGCUGCUCUUGUUCUCCUUGAUUUUGGCAAUGGGUCUCUAUUAUACACUCGACGUAAAGACUCCUAGCUCAUUACUUGUGCCUCCGCAAAUGCAAAAAAAGAAGACUAACUAAGUAUAUUUUC
Messenger RNA from Theileria equi strain WA, 729 nucleotides. RefSeq lists its product as uncharacterized. The transcript is spliced from 3 exons. NCBI's taxonomy places the organism in Eukaryota, Apicomplexa, Aconoidasida, Piroplasmida, Theileriidae. The record is from RefSeq and is a predicted model, not a curated record. Bases 33 to 719 code for a protein of 228 amino acids.